Messenger RNA from Verruconis gallopava, 1840 nucleotides. RefSeq lists its product as uncharacterized. The transcript has 3 exons. Bases 101 to 1651 code for a protein of 516 amino acids. Lineage: Eukaryota; Fungi; Ascomycota; Dothideomycetes; Venturiales; Sympoventuriaceae. The record is from RefSeq and is a predicted model, not a curated record.
GGAAUCCAAACGGAGUCUUUGCAAGUAGUCCACCACACGUCGACAGGGACGUACAUCCAGCGUGAUCUUCUCACACCCGUUCUUGCCUUCCACUCACACUAUGCAUCUGCCAAAGUUUGAACAGAUCAGUGCACUCAAGCAUCAUUGCGGCGUCUGCCAAACGCCCUUCAGUAAUCCCAGCUCCCUUUCGACUUGUAUUGGCAAGCAUGAGGUUAUAUGUGCGAACUACCAUUUCAUGUUCCAUUUCAUCGGCAAGGCUCAUACGUGUAGAGCAUGUGUUCACGCAAAGGAACAACAGGAGAAGCGUCACCGAACUAUACUCCUUCUGAUGCAGAUCUAUCAAAAGGAGAACGAAGAGGCCGAAUCUGAAAUCGUCACAGGGUCUGCUGCUGCUGCCUCGGGGCAUCAAUACGAAGGUAUGAAGAAGAAGGAAAGAAAAGCCCUCAAGAAGGCUGCUAGGACUUCAGUUAGGCUGGAUAUCAUCACCCAGGCUGACAUAUCCCGCUUGCAUGCCAUCAUUUAUCCGCCCGACAGCAACACGGAAGACGCCAACAAGGCACUUGCACGUGCUCUUUCGGUGAAGAGUUCAACGACCAUCUUGUCGGAAAAAAGCAUGCUCGAUGCGCUUGUGGCGCCUCCGAAGAAGAAGCCCGACCUAGAACUUGAGGCCCGCCGCGUGAUUGCAAGCUACAAGAUGGCGGAACCUCGAAGCAAGCAAGCAAAGUUGGCGCUGGAGAAGAUCAAGUGCGCCAUCAUGGACGACGUUGAGAUCCAGUGGAAGACGGACCUGGAGAUGAAAAAGCGGCGCAUCAUCUACGCGCAGUGGGUUACGCAAGGGGCGGUCGAGAAGAUGGCGCUGCACCAUGAGAACUGGGAUAUCAACACGAGAGAGAGGCUAAGUCGACGAGACGAGGGGGAUCGAUGGGAUGUGGACACGCUGGGCGAGGUGAUCGAAGUCGAGGGCAACACAGACGGCGAGGACGGUUUAGACAACGAUGCCUUGAAGGACACAGAUUUCACCGAAAGAUGCCCGUUCGCGGCUGUGGACGACGCAAACACUUCAGAAAGGCGCUCUUCCACGGCAGAAUCUGGACAGGAGUCUCCCCGGAAUGACAGGCGUCGCGGAGGCCAUGUGUUGCAUGCAGCACCUCGCUUGCCCUCACACCUGGCCGAACGUGUUCGCGCCGAGGAAUUAGAGAAGAACCGCGUCACGGCACCAGCUUCCCAGACACCCCUCGUUCUACGCAUUGUCGAUAGAGCGGGGUGUGGCACCGACUCGGCCUGGAUUUCAGACGCCAACAACGCUCACGACGUCGCCGUCAGUACGCAACGGGCCAUUUCCAGGAUCGGCAGGAGAGCUUCGGAUCAAGUCACCGAUCUGAACUCAACAAGGGCCGGAAAAUCGCCGUCAGGUAUGCGGAUCAACUCGUUGCCCUUUGCCUCAAUCUCUCGAUCGACAGCAGGCGACGAUGCGCUACGUGACAAGGCUAAAGAUCGUUCUAUUCCGAAGAUGGUGCCGGUACAUGAAACGCUAAGGAGGGAGAGACUGGCUGAUAGUGUUGACCACGACGACGACCACGACGACAGCGAAUGGGUCCCUGUGGUUGCAAAGGCCAGCGCUAGACGCACGAGAGCUAUGAAAAACAUGUAAACGCAAAGUGCUCAUAAGCACGCGGAUGCUUGGACAUCAGGUAUUGUAGUUUGCGCAUAGAUACAUUGGAACUCUCGUAGCGGAAGAAGCCAACGGGGUCCUAUCAAGGCUACGCAGAUCAAUAGUUUGGCAGUAAAGGUAGUGUGUAAUCAUCGUGUAGAAUGGAGAAUAAUGCUUGUGGGCACGCCG